ACGGUAGACAACAGCAGAGUGAAAUUCGACGACUAUAAACCAUUUUAAAAUGCUCAUUUUUCAAAGUUUUGAGAAUAUUUAGUCAACUUCAGAGUCGAAUCAACCUCAGAACGAAGUUUUUUUCCUCUUUUAUUCAACAAAUUAAAUUAAAUAUGUCUGGAAAAUCACUUUCUAUCAUAUUUCUAUUUGUCUUGAGUUGCUAUCAAUCUGAAUCAGCAGAAGUCAGAGAUAAAUUCAUUGAAGAAAAAAUUGUUCCAGACGUUCUCGAUGACAUACCUGACAUCGCGAUGUUGAGUGUAAAUUAUCCUUCAGGUGUCACAGUGGAAUUAGGGAACGUUUUAACACCAACUCAAGUAAAGGAUAAACCAACAGUUGAAUGGACUAAGGAAGACGGCGUUUAUUAUACAUUGUUGAUGACUGACCCCGACGCACCUACAAGGGAAAAUCCAACUUUGGGGGAGAUAAGACAUUGGUUGGUAGUGAACAUAAACAAUCAAAACGUUGGUGAAACAAUUGUCGAAUACCGUGGAUCUGCUCCACCAAUGGACACUGGUUUACAUCGAUACAUCUUCCUUCUUUUCAAGCAAAUUAAAGGGUACACGAACUAUGAUAUACCUUUUGUGUCCGAUCGUUCAUUUUCCGGACGUCCUAAUACAUCAACUAAGGAAUUAAUGGAUAAUUAUGAUUUAGAACUUGUUGCUGGAAGUUUCUAUCAAGCUGAAUACGACGAUUAUGUUCCAAUCUUACAAGCUCAACUCCUUGGAAAAACCAUUAAAUGUUCACCUGUGCAAUAAAAUUUUCGCUUAUUGCUAUUAUUUACGAUACUGUGUAAAUAAAUGAAAUGUGUUAAUAAAGUAGAUAAUGG
This is a messenger RNA of Clunio marinus, 865 nucleotides long. Lineage: Eukaryota; Metazoa; Arthropoda; Insecta; Diptera; Chironomidae. The record is from the annotation of a GenBank genome assembly.